AUGACUCAUUCUGCUCAAAUGGAACAAGCAACUGAAGACAUCCACUCCAUGUUCCCGGACUCCGGUGUUGUGGAAAACAUGGCCGGUGAGACUCAUGUCGAACCUUACCGGUCGCUGGGGGACUACAAUCGCUCCAUGCUGCUAUACACCCAGCGCCAAAUGUCUUCUUUCGUUGACACGGACGACACUCGCCGCGAUAGCGGGAGCAGCGGCCAGAGUGGUCGUAGCAUCGCCUCUAGGUGCAGCAGUCUGUCCCAACAGGCCAAUGCAUCUUCUACAUCCGUCAUCAGUGCCGAGCAGCCUGCCGAGACUAAGCUCGAUGGCCGCGACAUGGCUGAGGCUAAGUCUGCUACAUAUUAG
Penicillium egyptiacum is the source of this 360-nucleotide messenger RNA. Lineage: Eukaryota; Fungi; Ascomycota; Eurotiomycetes; Eurotiales; Aspergillaceae. The record is from the annotation of a GenBank genome assembly.